CGGCGCCUUGGAGGGUUCUCCUCAGGAUCGUCCGAUCAAAAACAUUCACACAAAAACACGCAGAGAAAAUAAUAUUCUUUUUCUCUUCGCUUUUAGCCGCUGUUGAUACUCCCGUUCGAGACAAUGGCGUCCGAUCUUGCAUCGAGUCCCUUGAGACCUUUGUUUCCCAAUCAAAUAAGUAAGGUGAAGAAAGGUGAUGAUCGUCGAUUGUCUGUUGAAAGAAUCUACCAGAAAAAAACACAGUUGGAGCAUAUUUUGCUCCGUCCUGACAGUUACAUUGGCUCAGUGGAGCCAGUUUCACAACAAAUGUGGGUGUUUGAUGAAGAAGUUGGCCUAAACUGCAGAGAAGUAACUUUUGUUCCUGGUUUGUACAAGAUAUUUGAUGAAAUUCUAGUAAAUGCAGCUGAUAACAAGCAGAGGGAUAAAAACAUGUCAUGCAUCAAAAUCAACAUUGAUCCUGAAAACAACACCGUUACUGUCUGGAACAAUGGAAAAGGAAUUCCUGUUGUGGAACAUAAAAUAGAGAAGGUUUUUGUUCCUAAUCUAAUUUUUGGCCAGUUACUGACCUCCAGCAACUAUGACGAUGAUCAGAAGAAAGUUACUGGUGGUCGCAAUGGUUAUGGUGCAAAACUCUGCAACAUUUUCAGCACCAAGUUUACAGUAGAAACUGCUUGUAGGGAGUACAAGAAAUGCUUCAAACAGACUUGGAUGAACAAUAUGGGAGAUGCUAAAGAAGCUAAAAUCAAGUCCUUUGACGGUGAUGACUACACUUGUAUCACUUUUCAACCUGAUCUUCCUAAGUUCAAAAUGCAGACACUUGAUAAAGACAUUGUGGCGAUCAUGUCACGAAGAGCGUAUGAUAUUGCUGGGACUUGUAAAGGAGUCAAAGUAUUCCUAAAUGGCAAGAAAUUACCUGUUUCUGGAUUCCGUAGCUAUGUGGAUCUUUAUGUAAAAGAUAAAGUGGAUGAAACGGGUAGCUCACUUAAAAUAAUCCAUGAAGUUGUAAAUGAACGGUGGGAAGUCUGUAUGACUAUGAGUGAGAAAGGCUUCCAACAGAUAAGCUUUGCAAACAGCAUUGCUACCACAAAGGGUGGAAGACAUGUUGAUUACGUCACUGACCAAUUAGUGAACAAACUAAUUGAGGUUGUCAAGAAGAAAAAUAAAGGAGGUGUUGCAGUGAAGCCAUUUCAGGUCAAGAACCAUCUUUGGGUCUUUGUGAACAGCUUGAUUGAGAACCCAACUUUUGACUCCCAGACCAAAGAGAAUAUGACCCUUCAAGCAAAGAACUUUGGAUCCCAAUGUGUGUUGUCAGAAAAAUUUAUCAAAGCGGCAAUGAAUUGUGGUGUCGUUGAAAGUAUCAUGAACUGGGUGAAGUUUAAAGCUCAGAAUAUGCUCAACAAGAAAUGCUCAGGAUUAAAACAAACCAAGAUCAAAGGAAUUCCUAAACUGGAUGAUGCUAAUGAUGCUGGAACAAAGCAUUCUCAUAGUUGUACCCUCAUCCUAACAGAGGGUGAUUCAGCCAAAACUUUGGCUGUAUCGGGUCUAGGAGUUGUUGGAAGAGACAGAUAUGGCGUGUUUCCACUUAGAGGGAAACUUCUCAAUGUACGAGAAGCCUCUCACAAACAGAUUAUGGAAAAUGCUGAGAUCAACAACAUGAUAAAAAUCAUUGGUCUGCAAUACAAGAAGAAUUAUGAUGAUCAGGAGUCUCUUAAGACACUUCGUUAUGGAAAAUUGAUGAUUAUGACAGAUCAGGAUCAAGAUGGGUCACAUAUCAAGGGCUUAGUAAUCAAUUUCAUUCAUCACAACUGGCCUUCAUUGCUCAGGCAUAAUUUCGUUGAGGAAUUUAUUACUCCAAUUGUAAAGGUGUCAAAAAACAAGCAGGAAAUUGCAUUUUACAGUAUUCCUGAAUUUGAAGAGUGGAAAAGUAAUACAGAGAACAACAAGACUUGGAAAAUAAAAUACUACAAAGGUUUGGGUACGAGCACUGCUAAGGAGGCAAAGGAAUAUUUUGCUGAAAUGCAGAGGCACCGUAUCCCCUUUAAAUAUAAUGGACCGGAAGAUGAUUCUGCAAUAACCCUGGCAUUUAGUCGGAAAAAGAUUGACGAACGCAAAGAAUGGCUGACUAACUUCAUGGUUGACAGAAGACAGCGAAAGUUGCAUGGAUUACCAGAUCAAUAUUUGUAUGGAAAAGAAACAAAAUAUUUGACUUUCAAUGACUUUAUCAAUAAGGAACUGGUGCUCUUCUCAAAUUCUGAUAAUGAGAGGUCAAUUCCUUCUCUUGUGGAUGGAUUGAAACCUGGUCAGCGCAAAGUUUUAUUCACCUGUUUUAAACGAAAUGACAAACGUGAAGUCAAAGUUGCUCAAUUGGCUGGUUCUGUUGCUGAAAUGUCAGCCUAUCAUCAUGGUGAGGCAUCCCUUAUGAUGACAAUUGUUGGAUUAGCUCAGAACUUUGUCGGCAGCAAUAAUAUUAAUCUUCUGAAGCCAAUUGGUCAGUUUGGUACAAGGCUUAAUGGUGGCAAAGAUGCUGCAAGUCCUCGAUACAUUUUCACUAUGCUCAGUACUUUGACUCGUCUGCUGUUUCCUGCAAUGGAUGAUAACCUCUUGAAAUACCUGGAUGAUGAUAACCAGCGAGUUGAGCCAGAAUGGUACAUGCCUAUCAUUCCUAUGGUGCUAGUGAAUGGUGCAGAAGGUAUUGGCACAGGAUGGGCUUGCAAAAUCCCCAAUUAUGACACAAGAGAAAUUGUUGAUAAUAUCAGACGUAUGCUGGAUGGCGAUGAACCAUUGCCCAUGCUUCCUAAUUACAAGAACUUCAAGGGUACAAUUUUUGAAUUGGGUGCUAAUCAGUACAUCAUUAAUGGUGAAAUUUCAGUAUUGGAUACCACAACAAUAGAAAUUUCUGAACUUCCAAUCAAGACAUGGACUCAGACUUACAAGGAACAGGUACUAGAACCAAUGUUGAAUGGAACAGAAAAGACGCCAUCACUGAUCACGGGUUACAAGGAAUACCACACAGAUACCACUGUACGUUUCAUAGUAACAAUGACUGAACAGAAACUGGCUGAGGCAGAAGCAGCAGGACUGCACAAAGUCUUCAAACUAAAUGUCCCUCUCACGUGCAAUUCAAUGGUGUUAUUCGACCAUGUUGGAUGUCUGAAGAAGUAUGAAAAUAUACAAGACAUACUGAAAGAGUUCUUUGACUUACGGUUUAAAUACUAUGGUUUAAGAAAGGAUUGGCUUGAGGGAUUACUAGGAGCAGAAUUUGGAAAAUUAAGCAACCAGGCUCGUUUUAUCUUGGAGAAGAUUGAAGGCACAUUGGUCAUUGAAAACAAACCAAAGCGUGAACUGAUCCAGUUACUGCUCGACCGAGGUUAUGAUUCAGAUCCUGUGAAAAGCUGGAAAGAAUCUCAGGAUAAGGAGCAAGAAUCUGAGCUGGAAAAUACAGAAGAAGAGGAAUCUACCAUUUCAUCCGGGGCAGAUUUCAACUAUCUUUUGAAUAUGCCUUUGUGGUAUCUGACCAAGGAAAAGAAGGAUGAACUGCUUAAGCAGAGAGAUGUCAAAGAAAAAGAAUUGAAAUCUCUGAAAAGGAAAAGCCCAGCAGACCUAUGGAAGGAAGACCUGGCAGCCUUCAUCGAGGAGCUUGAGCGUGUGGAGAUGCAGGAGAAAGAUGAUGAAUUGGCUCACGUUGGUAAAGCUGUUAAAGCUAAAGGUGGUAAGGGUAAAAUGAGGAAGCUGCAGUUGGAAGAAACUAUGCCAUCUCCUCAAGGCAGAAGGGUGGUCCCCAGAGUUACUUCUGCAAUGAAGACAGAGGCCACUAGAAAAAAUAUCAAAAAAAAGGGAAAGGGUGAAACGGAUUCUCUUGCUGUUAAGAUGGAGUUUGGUGAUAAAGAGGCAAGUUCUCCUGAACAUGUAAGCCUUGCAGAACGAAUUUCCAAGAAAGUGAAAACUGAAGCAGGGACCAAGACAAAGCCAACAGCUCAGAAACAAACUAAACUUCAAUUUAAACCUCUUGCAAAGAAAAAGAAUUCCUGGUCAGAUUCAGAUUCAAUGUCAGAAUCGGAUGGUGACAUGGAGAUUGUUGAUCUUCCUCCCAGACAGAAACAACAAAGGGCUGCAGCUUCAAAGGCCAAAUACAUGCUUGGAUCAUCUGAUGAGGAUGAUGAUAAUGGUGAUAAAAUGAUGAGUGAAGAGGAGAGUGGUGAUGAAUUUCAUAUUUCUGACAGUGGUACUGAAUUCUCCAAACCAAAGGCAAAUUGUACCCUUAAAAAAGCCCAGUCAAAGCCUUCAGCAAAAUCUGUUCCCCAGGAGAUUGAAAUUUUCCAAUCAUCACAGGCAUCUUCGAAAACAUCUGGGGAGGACAUGGAAAAGAAUAUUCCUCAAGUUGUUGAUGAGUCUUUAUCCUCUUCUGAUUCUAUUAAUGAACCUGAAGAUCCCCCAAUCCAUUCCAACACUUCUAAACCAAUAGCAAAGAAAGCAGCAGCCAAACCAGCUGGUGAAAAGGCAGCACCAAAAAAACGUGCUAUUGGCAAGAAAUCCACCAGUGUUUCUAAGAAAGAUGAAAACCAACCUUCUAUCUUUGAUGUUCUCACCAAACAAAAGGCUGCUCCAAAAUUUUCCAAGACUGCUAUGAAAGCAAAAAAUAAAACAUCUUCUGAUGAUGACAAUGUUACAAAGAAAGCUGCACCAGCAAAGGCUAAAAAAACUAAAAGAAAGAAGGACUCUGACUCAGAUUCAGAAUUUGAUUUUGGGUCGAAACCCGCAAAGACUACUGCAAACAAAAAAAGCAAGACGGUGGAAGAUGACAGUUACCAUAUCGAUAUUGAUGAAGACUCCAAUUCAAGUAUUGAUCUAGAUGGAGCACCUCCUAGAGUGACAAGCCGUGCAAAAAAGCCUGUUCAGUACUUGGAGGACUCUGAUGAUGAUGAUUUAUUCUAAGUUUCUAAAUAUCUACACCCAGUUAAUAUGUGCACUGCCAAUUUUGGUACUAAGCUAUGUAGACCAAGAAAAUUCUAGUAAUGGCCUUAUAAUGCUACUUUAUAUGAAGUAGUACUCAGUGGCACAGGUUUUCCUAGGCAUGUAGUGUGGACAUUCUUCAUGGGUGAAAGUCAAACAUGAUUCCUGCUCCUAGCAACUGCUGGGGAAAAUGCACAUGAUUGACUUUGAAUGAGAACUGGGCUGAAUAGCCCUCAAACGGCUAUUUUCUAAAUUUUUGUAUGAAGAACAAUCUAAGACUGAAAGUGCCUGUGGAAAGAUACAGAAUUGUGGAAAACCAUUUCAGAAAGAUGUUUCUGAUUUUUAGUUCCAAUUUUGCCUGUCUGUAAAUAUUUGCUGAUAACUGAUUCUUACACUCUCACUCGACUGUUCUCUUACACUUUUUAACUUCUUAAAAUUUCUGAAAUAAAAGGUUUUUGUAAAAAGUA
Molecule: messenger RNA, 5417 nt
Organism: Rhincodon typus (whale shark)
Lineage: Eukaryota; Metazoa; Chordata; Chondrichthyes; Orectolobiformes; Rhincodontidae
Gene: top2a
Product: DNA topoisomerase II alpha
Exons: 35
Coding region: 124-4932 (1602 amino acids)
Biological process (GO): DNA topological change; sister chromatid segregation; resolution of meiotic recombination intermediates
Cellular component (GO): nucleus
Molecular function (GO): DNA topoisomerase type II (double strand cut, ATP-hydrolyzing) activity; DNA binding; ATP binding
Source: RefSeq, a predicted model, not a curated record